Molecule: messenger RNA, 1121 nt
Organism: Spodoptera frugiperda (fall armyworm)
Lineage: Eukaryota; Metazoa; Arthropoda; Insecta; Lepidoptera; Noctuidae
Product: serine/threonine-protein kinase Nek8-like
Exons: 6
Coding region: 181-1071 (296 amino acids)
Biological process (GO): protein phosphorylation
Molecular function (GO): ATP binding; protein kinase activity
Source: RefSeq, a predicted model, not a curated record
UAAACCUAGUCAAUACGCGGGUAUUUUGAUUUUUACGAAACCAUUUUUCUGUCGGUACCUGUUAUUAUAAAGUAAGACUUAUAAGAUAGAAACUUGACAAACGAUGGACCUACGCUACGCAAUGACUUGAUUUUAUGAAUAAUACUCUUAGACCAAAGUUUAUAGCUUAAACAAUAUAAAAUGGAUUGCGUAACUAAAAGAUUUAAAAAUCACAAUUUAAACGUUUUGAAAACUGUCGGGAAAGGAACUUACGGAAAUGUAUAUUUAUGUGAAAAGCGCGAUACAGCAGAAUUGACAAUUGUGAAGGACAUUGAAUUAAACACUAAACUUCAGGAUCAUAAACAAGACAUAGCAAAUGAAAUAAAGAUUUUAUCUUUGUUGAAUCACUCGAAUAUUAUCAAGUUUUACGAUUGUUAUUACACUGGCAAUCAAGUGAUGAUAUCCAUGGAAUACGCCACUAGCGGGAAUCUAUCGGAAUACAUGUACCAUAGAUAUCCAAAUUUAUUGCAACAACAGGAAAUUCUUUUCUAUUUCUGUCAAAUUUUGUUGGGAGUAAAUUACAUCCACAGUCAGAAGAUAAUUCACAGAGAUUUAAAAGCAGAGAAUAUCCUUUUGACUGGUAAAAAUGGUGUUGUGGUAAAGAUAGGCGAUUUUGGCAUUUCCAAAAUGUUAGCAAGUGCCAAGAAGACAUCGACUGUAAUAGGAACUCCUUAUUAUUUGGCUCCAGAAUUAUGUGAAGGCAAACCUUAUUGUAAUAAAAGCGAUGUUUGGGCCUUAGGUUGCUUGCUUUAUGAAAUGUGCACACACAAGAGGGCUUUUGAAGCAGAGACGCUAGUGGGGCUAGUAAAAGCAAUCACGAGUGGAAAUGUGCAUCCGAUUGAUUUGACAAUAUAUGACCGAGGCAUGCAGGAUCUUGUAGACUCGAUGCUGUCUGUCUUACCAGACAAAAGACCUUCUAUCAAAGAACUAAUGGGACGAAUGGUGCUACUACCUGAUAUUUACACUGUUUAUCUAGAUGCUGGCAACGAUGAACUAUUAUAUUUAAAAGCAAGACAAUUUGUAAAAAUGUAAUUAAGAUGAUUGUAAUAUAAUAAUAAUGAAACAAAUUACUAAAUAUGGAA